Messenger RNA from Aspergillus sclerotioniger CBS 115572, 1584 nucleotides. Its product is annotated as carboxylesterase. Bases 1 to 1584 code for a protein of 527 amino acids. The record is from RefSeq and is a predicted model, not a curated record. The transcript has a single exon. NCBI's taxonomy places the organism in Eukaryota, Fungi, Ascomycota, Eurotiomycetes, Eurotiales, Aspergillaceae.
AUGCUUCGUGUCGCCGCCGCCCUCGCGCUCGCGCCUACUCUAUUGAGCAAUGUUGCCGCCGAGCCUUUGUACAAAAAGCCUGUCAAGAUCCCCGGUUAUGGCUCCGUACAAGGAAAGGCGGCUGUGAACUCCAGUGUGGCCGAGUACCUGUCCAACUGGGAGAACAUCUCUUUCUUCGGAGGUAUUCCAUUUGCUGCCGAUACCUCUGGAGCCAACCGUUGGCGCGACCCUCAGCCGGCGGAGCCAUGGAAUUCAACCCGGAGUGCAACUGCUUUCGGCCCCAUCUGUCCGAUCACGUUAUCGAUCCUGGCCGAUUACACCCAGAGCGAGGAUUGCUUGAACCUCAAUAUCUGGACUCCUGCCACCUCGUCUGACGAGAAGCUACCGGUGGCUAUCUGGAGUUAUGGCGCUGGGACAGCACCGCCCCAAACCACCUAUAACGGUGCAGGUGUGGCUAACCAGGGCAUCAUCUUUGUCAGCUACAACUACCGCAACGGAGUGUUUGGAUUCAUGGCACACCCUGAGCUGACUGAGACCAGCGGUCGGAAUGCCUCGGGUAACUGGGGUGUCCUGGAUCAGUAUGCGGCGGUGAAAUGGGUCCACGAGAACAUCGCAGCGUUUGGUGGCGAUCCGGAUCAUAUUUCUGUCAUUGGCCAGUCAUUCGGCGCUGCUGCCACUUACCACAUCGUGAAUAGCGAACUGACCGCCGAUCUGGGUAUCGUGAACGCCAUUUCCGAGUCCGGCGUCCGCUCUCCCAGUGACCCGAACACUGGCGUGUUUGAGUGCGCCUACACCAGCUUGGAUGAUGCCGAAACCAUGGGCGAGGAGAUUGUGUCCUCCCUGAACGUCACCUCGCUUGCCGAAGCCCGGGCCAUCGACACGGAAACUCUGCUGGAAUCCACCAGCGUCUACAGUUUGGAGGUGAAGCCGGUUCUGGACUACUACGCCAUUGCGAGCAAGUACAUCACCACGCUGGCCCAGGGAGCCGGCAACAAAGUUCCCUACAUCACGGGAAACAACGCCAACGAGGAUGGGGCUUCUGCCACCGUUAGUACCACAGUGUCUGCCUACGAGCAGAGUCUGAACUCGAGCUACGGCGGGUUUGGUCCCCGGUUCCUAGCCCUCUAUCCGGCCGAGAACGACACCCAGGCCGGCGAGCAGGAAGACCAGAUCGUCCGCGAUAUGUUCCGGGUUAGUAGCUGGCAGUACAUGAACGGUUUCUCGAACUCUGCCAACCAGGUCGACACCUUCACCUACUACUGGAACUACGGCAGCGCCGCUCAUGCUUCGGAGAUCGUCUACGUGCUCAACAACCUCUGGGCGCAGGAGGGCGAGGACUACACCGACGAGGACUAUUACGUUGCCAAUGUGAUGAGCAGCUACUGGGCCAACUUCAUGAAGACCUCGAACUCCAACACCGGCGGCUCCUACGACAACGGCACCCUCCCAGCCACCUGGGAGGCCAACUCGCCCUCGAAGAACGAGACUUUCUUGGUGGGCGCUGUUUACGAGACCAUGGACACUGCGUCUACGGAGCGUGUGCAGUUGAUUCUAGACUACUUCGCCGCUCAGACCCCUUACUAG